Populus nigra (black poplar) is the source of this 336-nucleotide messenger RNA. RefSeq lists its product as uncharacterized. The record is from RefSeq and is a predicted model, not a curated record. NCBI's taxonomy places the organism in Eukaryota, Viridiplantae, Streptophyta, Magnoliopsida, Malpighiales, Salicaceae. The coding region runs from base 1 to 336 and encodes 111 amino acids. The transcript is spliced from 2 exons.
AUGUUAAAAACAUUCCGUGUUGGCCCCUUGAGAUGGCUCAGCGGGUCUCCUCCUGACGAGACCAAUCAGCUUAAGUGUAAGGAAGAGAGAGCCAGACAUGGCCCUGCAUUUUAUGAUUGCAGAGUGAAGGUAGAACUUGGUGUACAUGGCCAUGAAGAGUUUGCAGCUGGCCACUUGUGUGAAGAUGAUCAAGGUCUAGCAGCGGGGCAGUUUACUGCUUUUUACGAGGGAAGAACUUGCAUAGCUUCUGGUGUAAUCUUGGAGGCCUGGGAUGAUCAAGGAUUUCCAGUAUGCCAAAAGGCUCUUGAAUUAGCAAGAUUAGAAGAUAAAUCAUAG